AUGGCAGAGUCGUUGAGCACACAGGGCGGUAUCUCAGAUCCCGCCCUCAUCAAGCUUGUGAACAAGCUCCAGGAUGUCUUCGCUACCGUCGGCGUCAACAACCCCAUCGACCUCCCCCAAAUAGCCGUCGUCGGUUCCCAGUCCAGCGGUAAGAGUUCGGUGCUCGAGAACAUCGUGGGAAGGGACUUCCUGCCUCGAGGCUCUGGCAUCGUCACCAGGCGGCCGCUGGUCCUCCAGCUCAUCAACCGUCCGGCAACGGCGCAGGCCAACGGCGUCAACGAGGACGUCGCCAACUCGACCGACAAGGCUGCCAACCCCGACGAAUGGGGCGAGUUCCUGCACGUCCCCGGCCAGAAGUUCUACGACUUCAACAAGAUCCGAGACGAGAUCAGCCGCGAGACCGAGGCCAAGGUGGGCAAGAAUGCCGGCAUCUCGCCCGCCCCCAUCAACCUGCGGGUCUACUCGCCAAACGUUCUGACCCUGACCCUGGUCGAUCUUCCCGGUCUGACCAAGGUGCCCGUCGGCGACCAGCCACGCGACAUCGAGAGACAGAUCCGUGAUAUGGUCCUCAAGUACAUCGGCAAGUCGAACGCCAUCAUUCUCGCCGUCACUGCCGCCAACAUCGAUCUGGCCAACUCGGACGGUCUGAAGAUGGCCCGCGAGGUCGACCCGGAGGGACAGAGGACCAUCGGUGUUUUGACCAAGGUCGACCUGAUGGACGAGGGAACCGACGUCGUCGAUAUUCUCGCCGGCCGCAUUAUCCCUCUGCGCCUGGGCUACGUCCCCGUCGUGAACAGAGGACAGAGGGACAUCGACAACAAGAAGCCCAUCAACCAGUCCCUCGAGGCCGAGAGGAACUUCUUCGAGAACCACAAGGCCUACCGCAACAAGAGCUCCUACUGCGGUACCCCCUAUCUUGCGAGGAAGCUCAACUUGAUUCUCAUGAUGCACAUCAAACAAACCCUUCCCGACAUCAAGGCCAGGAUCGCGAGCUCCUUGCAGAAGUACACCGCCGAGCUGGAUAGCCUUGGUCCCUCUAUGCUCGGCAACAGCUCCAACAUCGUGCUCAACAUAAUUACAGAGUUUACGAAUGAGUGGCGGACUGUGCUGGAAGGAAACAACGGUGAACUAUCAAGCACAGAGUUGUCCGGUGGAGCCAGAAUCAGUUUCGUGUUCCAUGAGCUGUACGCAAACGGUGUCAAGGCGGUCGAUCCCUUCGACAUGGUCAAGGAUGUUGAUAUCCGAACCAUUCUCUACAACUCGUCCGGUUCUUCGCCAGCCCUAUUUGUCGGAACCACAGCCUUCGAGCUUAUUGUUAAGCAGCAGAUCAAGCGCCUCGAAGAGCCUAGCUUGAAGUGUGUGUCGCUCGUCUACGAUGAGCUGGUGCGCAUUCUUACCCAGCUGCUGACCAAGGCACUCUACCGGAGAUAUCCUUCCCUGAAGGAGACUGUCCAUGGCGUAGUCAUCGGUUUCUUCAAGAAGGCCAUGGAGCCUACAAACAAGCUUGUGAAGGAUCUCGUCGCCAUGGAGGCCUGCUAUAUCAACACGGGACACCCCGAUUUCCUCAACGGUCACCGAGCCAUGGCCCUCGUGAACGAACGUCACAACGGAGCCAAGCCCGUGCAGGUCGACCCCAAGACUGGCAAGCCCAUGCCUGCCUCGGCCACCCCAGCACGCACUGCCAGCCCGACCCUCGACGGUAUGGACUCGAGCAACUCGGGCUUCUUUGGCAGCUUUUUCGCCGCCAAGAACAAGAAGAAGGCGGCCGCCAUGGAGGCCCCGCCUCCGAUGUUGAAGGCUUCCGGUACCCUUUCUGAGCGCGAGAACAUCGAGGUAGAGGUCAUCAAGUUGCUCAUCUCCUCCUACUAUAACAUCGUCAAGCGCACCAUGAUCGACAUGGUGCCCAAGGCCAUUAUGCUUACCCUUGUCCAGUUUACCAAGGAUGAGAUGCAAAGAGAGCUCCUCGAGAAUAUGUACCGCCAAGAUACCCUUGACGACCUGCUGAAGGAGUCCGACUACACUGUUCGCCGACGGAAAGAGUGUCAACAGAUGGUUGACUCGCUCGGCAGGGCUAGCGAGAUUGUUAGCCAGGUCCAGUAA
This is a messenger RNA of Neoarthrinium moseri, 2100 nucleotides long. RefSeq lists its product as uncharacterized. The transcript has 3 exons. Gene Ontology annotation, biological process: peroxisome organization. The record is from RefSeq and is a predicted model, not a curated record. Gene Ontology annotation, molecular function: GTPase activity; microtubule binding; GTP binding. Bases 1 to 2100 code for a protein of 699 amino acids. Gene Ontology annotation, cellular component: microtubule; peroxisome; membrane. Lineage: Eukaryota; Fungi; Ascomycota; Sordariomycetes; Amphisphaeriales; Apiosporaceae.